Molecule: messenger RNA, 3516 nt
Organism: Grammomys surdaster
Lineage: Eukaryota; Metazoa; Chordata; Mammalia; Rodentia; Muridae
Gene: Ablim2
Product: actin binding LIM protein family member 2
Exons: 19
Coding region: 166-1989 (607 amino acids)
Biological process (GO): cytoskeleton organization; lamellipodium assembly
Cellular component (GO): actin cytoskeleton
Molecular function (GO): actin filament binding
Source: RefSeq, a predicted model, not a curated record
GCGGGGCGGGAGCCCCGAGCUGCGGUGGCGCUGCGGGCAGCGGGUACUGUGUGCGACAAGCCGCUGGCCUCAAGCGUGCUGAGGAUCGUGCCAGUGCCGCACCUGCCGGCCCGGUCCUCGAGCUGUCUCAGCGCGGGGACCACCCUACUGGGAACUGCCGCUGACAUGAGUGCAGUGUCUCAGCCCCAGGCUGCUCAUGCCCCACUGGAGAAGCCGGCCAGCACUGCGAUCCUGUGUAAUACCUGUGGGAAUGUGUGCAAGGGAGAGGUGCUGCGUGUGCAGAACAAGUACUUCCACAUCAGGUGCUUCGUGUGCAAAGCGUGUGGCUGUGACCUGGCCGAAGGUGGCUUCUUUGUGAGACAGGGUGAGCACAUUUGCACACGUGACUACCAGCGGCUCUAUGGCACUCGCUGCUUCAGCUGUGACCGCUUCAUUGAAGGUGAAGUGGUGUCGGCACUUGGGAAGACCUACCACCCUGACUGCUUUGUAUGCGCUGUCUGCAGGCUGCCCUUUCCUCCUGGGGACCGCGUGACGUUCAACGGGAAGGAUUGUAUGUGCCAGAAGUGUUCCCCACCCACGUCGCUGGGCAACAGUGCUCACGUGGCCCAGGGCCUCCGGAGUUGUGGAGGCUGUGGCUUAGAAAUCAAGAAUGGCCAAGCCCUGGUAGCUUUGGAUAAGCACUGGCACCUGGGAUGCUUCAAGUGCAAGACUUGUGGGAAACUCCUCAAUGCAGAGUACAUCAGCAAGGACGGGCUGCCCUACUGCGAGGCUGAUUAUCACACCAAGUUUGGCAUCCGCUGUGACGGCUGUGAGAAGUACAUCACGGGCCGGGUGCUGGAGGCUGGAGAGAAGCACUACCACCCUUCAUGUGCGCUAUGCGUCAGGUGCGGCCAGAUGUUCUCAGAGGGCGAGGAGAUGUACCUGCAAGGCUCCUCCAUCUGGCACCCGGCAUGUCGACAAGCAGCCAGGACUGAAGAUAAGGGCAAGAUGCACAACUCUGUUUGCAGCCAGCCCUGCCCGGGCACCCUGCCCUGUGCCUUACAGGAAACCAGGACUUCCUCGGAGAGCAUUGUCUCUGUGCCUGCCUCCAGCACGUCAGGGUCCCCAAGCCGUGUGAUCUACGCAAAGCUUGGCGAUGAGAUCCUGGACUACAGGGACUUGGCUGCUCUUCCCAAAAGCAAGGCAAUCUAUAACAUCGACCGCCCCGACAUGAUCUCCUACUCACCCUACAUUAGCCACUCGGCCGUGGGGGACAGGCAGAGCUAUGGCGAGGGGGAUCAGGAUGAUCGGUCCUACAAGCAAUGCAGGACCUCCAGCCCCAGCUCUGCUGGCUCGGUCAGCCUCGGACACUACACCCCAACCUCACGGUCACCCCAGCACUACAGUUGUCCAGCUGGUACUGUGAGUGUUGGUACCAGUAGCUGUCUGUCCCUGUCCCAACACCCAAGCCCUACAUCCGUGUUCAGACAUCAUUACAUCCCCUACUUCCGAGGCAGCGAAAGUGGCCGUAGCACCCCGAGUCUCUCAGUGCACUCCGACAGCAGGCCUCCUUCCUCUACCUAUCAGCAGGCUCCGAGACACUUCCACGUCCCAGCCGCCAGGCGACUGGACGUGGAGGACAGCAGCUUCGACCAGGAUAGCAGGAAGAAGACAACCUGGCUGCUCCUCAAGGGGGAUGCAGACACCAGAACUAACUCUCCGGACCUGGACAGUCAGUCGCUGUCCCUCAGCAGCGGGGCUGAUCAAGAACCUCUCCAAAGGAUGCCAGAGGACAGCCUCUACUCACAGUAUAAGAUAUAUCCCUAUGAUUCCCUCAUCGUAACAAACCGAAUUCGUGUGAAACUGCCCAAAGACGUGGACCGUACACGGCUGGAGAGACACCUAUCACCUGAGGAGUUCCAAGAAGUGUUUGGGAUGAGUAUCGAGGAGUUUGACCGCCUGGCCCUGUGGAAGAGGAAUGACCUCAAGAAGAAAGCCUUGCUGUUCUGACAGCUGCCAAUGUCUUACCAGGAGCCUGCUGGGGGGGCAGGGCUGGAGGACCCCACUGCCCCCCUAAAUCCCCUCCUGCACCUUGCUCUACUUCUCUGUGUCGGUGGGGCAGGCAGGGUACCUGCAGGAGGCAGGGUGGGGCCAGGCCCUGAGGAGCAUCCAGCAGGCAUGGUCCCUUGUGUAGCAAGGAUGCUCCCGCCUGUAGUUUAGGGCCAGGUGCCAGCUUGACCCGCUCCUUCCCGCCACAACUGGGCAUCAGGGCAGUGUUGCAGCCAGCUAUCCUAGGAGAUGGGGAAGAGCAUUCAGCCAGCCCAGCACCUUCCCAGGGCACCUGGUGUGUCCACACCAGUGCUAGGCACUGGGGCACAGAGUGUCUAGGACGUGAGUGAAAGGCUUGUCAGUGGCAGACCCUGACACAGCAGUAAUGGUAAGUGUGAGGCUCCUCAGAGCAUAAGGAGAUAUCAAGCAGACUGGCAAGCUGAGGCAGGGGAGCCAGGCCAAUGUCUGAGAGGCAGUGGGACUGUGGUUUUUUGUGGUUAUUGUGGUGGAUCUUUUCUGGGGAAUGAAUGUCGACCUGACAGGGUGCCCCCCGCUAGUGCUCUGUGUACUGUGCCCUUCUUCCAGAUUACCCCCUUAGUUGCCUAAAUGAUAUCUUUCAAGUUACACAGAAGUUUUUAUUUUAUUAAAAAGUAUCGCUUCCUUACACAUAAGAAGACAUAUAUGCAGAGUUUAGUUUUACGGUCCCUGAGAAGGGGAGCGCCUCCGCCUUACACCCCCACCAUGCAGGCCUCUGUGCUUCCAGUCCUUGGUGUUCCUCACAGACAGGAACUGGUCUGUUUCCCUUCAUCCUUGCUCCUAUGUAUGUGUCACACAGACAGCCUCAAAGACAGCAGUGCCGUUUGUAAAUACAUGUGAAAUGUAUCCAUCUCCUUUUCCCUCUCUGUUGGUUUUCUUCCCCCCAAAUCACAAAGAGAAGAGCGCCCCCUGAUGGCCAAAGCCCUAGAAUAAAGGUUUCCCCACUAUGGCCUAGUCUCACAUAAACCUGACCAGUCUUCCUGGUAAAGUCACUCACUGUAGCCCCCAACACACAAAACAUGCAUGUCCAGGAAGCAUGCUGUCAUGUGACACAGACACUGAAUGCAGCGGCAGAGAUGGACAGCUAGAGGUGGUGCCUCCUCCCAUCUGGGUGUUCAGAAGUGGGGGCUAACUGGGGCCCUGGCAACAGGUAUGGAAGAGCACCCCUGUUGCAGGAUGGGUAGACACUGUGGUCCUGGGUGACUCUAGCUGUCUCCUCCUCUGGGUUGUCCUCACUCCCUCACAUCCAGGGACAUUUCGAGUCUCAUUUUGUGUUGGGGUUCUCACCAGCCUGGCUGGGCUGUGGAGGGGAACUUUUGGUACUUAAUCUGCUUCCGGCCACUUAGCAGUCUGGACCUGCGCAACUGGAAACCCCCACCUCCUCAUUCACGAGGUGUCAUGUCAUAUCUGAUCCCUGGGACACCUGGGAAAAUAAAUGGUGACACACUGUAA